This is a messenger RNA of Podarcis raffonei (Aeolian wall lizard), 3425 nucleotides long. It is a transcript of the gene DLK2, whose product is annotated as delta like non-canonical Notch ligand 2. Gene Ontology annotation, biological process: heterophilic cell-cell adhesion; establishment or maintenance of epithelial cell apical/basal polarity. The record is from RefSeq and is a predicted model, not a curated record. Lineage: Eukaryota; Metazoa; Chordata; Lepidosauria; Squamata; Lacertidae. Gene Ontology annotation, cellular component: plasma membrane; protein-containing complex. Gene Ontology annotation, molecular function: calcium ion binding.
UCCCGCUCGUAGUUCAUGGAGAGGCGUCUCUCCUCCUCUCCCCCCCCCCCUCCCUCCCCCGAGUCUGGGCUGAAGGAGUCGCAGGUGAGAGGUGACUAUCUCGGUGGGGCCACGCUGACCAUGCUCAGGAGCUUCUGUCUUCAGCUCAUGUCCUUGCUUUGGAUCCUGGUGGCCCAUCACCAUUUUACACAAGGUGAUGACUGCAGUGACCACUGUAACUUGGCUCAUGGAAGCUGUGACGAGGACGGCAAAUGCAGGUGUGACAAAGGCUGGGAAGGGGAAUACUGUGAACAGUGUGUGAGGAUGCCAGGCUGCAAGCAUGGGACGUGCCACCAACCCUGGCAAUGCAUCUGCCAAAGUGGCUGGGCUGGCAAGCUGUGCAAGAAAGACGUGCAUGUCUGUGAGCACCAGACCCCGUGCCAGAAUGGAGCCCAGUGCCUCUACGACCGAGAUGGGGAAUAUUCUUGCCUGUGCCUUGAAGGAUUCCAUGGAAAGAACUGUGAGCUGAAGACGGGGCCAUGUGAUAAGGCAGGGUCCCCUUGCAAGAAUGGCGGAGAGUGCCUGGACCAGAACGGCUUUGCUAACAACUACACCUGCAAGUGCCUGGCAGGAUUCAUUGGCACCCACUGCGAGAUUGACGUCGACGAUUGCCUGAUGCGUCCCUGUGCCAAUGGUGCCACCUGCCUCGACGGCAUCAACCGCUUCUCCUGCCAAUGCCCCACUGGCUUUGAAGGGCGUUUCUGCAGCAUCAACGUUGAUGACUGCGUCAGCCAGCCGUGCAGAAAUGGGGCAAAGUGUUACGACCGCGUCAACGAUUUCGAUUGUCUGUGUCCCGAGGGCUUUGCUGGCAAGACCUGUGAGCUCCUUGCUCCGGAGCCGACGUGGGUCACCGCGUUUCACGCUGAUCCCAAGGGGCACGGCAACGACGUCGUGAGAAGCACGGCCAGCAGCAACCCUUGGACAACCCAGUCUGAGUCCGUCCGGGUUGUGGUGACUGGGAAGCGGGUCACUACCUACAGUGAGAAAUCAAAUGGGGGAGGGCUGUUGAUCUCCGUGAAAGAGGUGGUGACUCAGCAGGACUCAGGGCUGAGUCAGUCGCAGCUGAUUUUAGUGCUGGUGUUUGGGCUGCUCACGGCCCUCCUAGUCUUGGUAACUGUGUUGGUGCUGCUGAAGAACUGGCAGAGGGGGCGCCGGAGGUGCCAAAGCCCCUCGCAGUCUGCAAGGAAACUCCAGGACCAAGAGUGCCAAGUGGGCAUGUUGAGUACGGUCUUGAUAGAACCCAGGAAAACAACUGAGCUGUAAGGACCCCCCUGAGUCAGAGCCUGGCUGACCUCUUUACACCCACCAGAUGAGUCAAGGAAUUCUCCGAGCAGUGUCCAGGGGGAUGCUCUGGCCGUCCGCCUCCAAAGCACCGCGGGCUCUGGUUGAACUCAAGGCUGUGCAUCGCCAGGGAAGAGGAUGUCCACGAGGCAGCAGAGCCUUUGCUUGAAAGCGGAGUCCUUGAAUGCAUGCAGCUUAAAGCCACUGGCUUGGUGGCAGCAAUGUCUUAAGGGCAGCCAAGGAAGUGCUGGGUCACGAUAAAGCCAGGGCUGGAAACAGCAAGCAAGAUAGGUGGAUGUCAUCCCACAAGCGCUCCAAGGGAGUUGCUAGAAUGAGGCUAAGCAUGCCAGGACAGGUUGCAGUAUUUGGCUAAGCCCUUAAGCAUCUGGUAACUCUUGGUCAGAGUCAUUGGAGGUAUCCUAUGGCCUGUCUGUUUACUCAAGGGGGCCCAGGAACUGCUCUGUGUAUGCCCCACCACCACCCUCUAGCACAGGUGAUAUGGGACCCCCAUUCUGCCUAGAGGCCUUUCAGUCUGUUUUCCUAAGGACCUUGUGGUGCCAUGAGCCACUUUGCUGCCUACAUUGACCAUUCUAGAUCAUUGUCUUGCCCAUUGUGUCCUGUACUAUGUCCGGUCUUGAUCUGGCUGCAAAUGUAUGGAACCUCUGAAACAAAACCCUUCUCUUCCCCCCCUCCCUGAAAGGUUUAUUCAGACCCUGAUUUCACACAUCGUACUCCCUAGAACCUCAUUUUCUCAGCUCUGGUGUCAGGAAGGGUCAAAAGCAAACACCAAGCCAACUUCCCCUACUCAGUCUCAGAUUGCUGGCCUGAGACUCUUCACUUGCCGGAAAAGAAAUGGCUGUGUAUGAAGCUGGAAAUAUGAGGCCUAGCAAUCCUGAUUCCAAGGCCUGAUGUCUGUGAGAGAUCAAACUUGGGAGCGAACCAGAAGCAACCAGGAUAGCACUUUUCAGUAGCACAUGUUGAACCAUACUGAUGCCUUAAGGCAAAAAAGUAUACUUCCAAGGAUGUAUCCCAAAACAUUGGUCCAUCAAGCCUGGUAGUGUCUGCACUGACUGGCAACAGCUCUUCAGGGUUUCAAAUUGGGGGUCUUUCUCAGCCCUUCCUGAAGUUGGUGAGGAUGGAGCCUGAGAUCUUUUGCAUGCAAAGGUUCUGUUCUGUCUACAAACAGCUAUUCUCCUUCCCUAAGUGGAAGUAAAGGCGGUGGGUGAUCUCAUAAAACAAUUCAUAUUUGGCUACAUAGUGACAGCAAUGAAGGCAGUACAGUGGUACCUCGGGUUAAGUACUUAAUUCGUUCCGGAGGUCCGUUCUUAACCUGAAACUGUUCUUAACCUAAAGCACCACUUUAGCUAAUGGGGCCUCCUGCUGCUGCUGUGCCACCGGAGCCCGAUUUCUGUUCUUAUCCUGAAGCAAAGUUCUUAACCUGAAGCACUAUUUCUGGUUAGCGGAGUGUGUAACCUGAAGCGUAUGUAACCCGAGGUACCACUGUACACACAUUUGGAAAAGCGUUGGAAAACUCAUUCAAAGACCCAUUUGCUGGAGGACAAGAUAGUCUGUAUAGACACUGUCUACACUUGGGUGCAUGUGCUUGGUGCACGUCAAAAUGCAGGUGGUGUCUAUGCACACUGUUGCUCUCAUCUCGAUGCACCCUUACGUUUGUGUAGGUAGAGAUGCUCAUCUGGAGAGGGGUGCUUGGGGUGCUCUGUUGGCCUGCCUCCAACUCCCGCCUCUGACUCCCGCCUUCCGAACUUCUGCAGAGAACCUGCGUACAUACAGAUCCAGCAUUUAUAGGAUCACAACACACAAUCUGUGCCCUACAGAAAUGGAAGGUACAAACUGCACAUUCAGAGUCUAUUUGCAUCAAACUGUAUGCACACAGUCCCUUGCGCAGAAUACCAACAAACGGAGUUCACAGGUGGGAUCAGUAAGCAGAAUAACAUUUCGACCCAGGGUUGGGCUUCAGACUGGGGGUAAUGCCGCUUCGUAGACACGACAGAUACCAGUCUGGUUGCCAAGGCAACAGGGACCUGUUCCUCCUGCUGCCUUAAACGUUUCUGCUCCCUUUUGAGGGAAUACUCCCUAGGGUUUUU